AUGGAUAGCGGAACAGACGAGGAGGAACCGUCGGAGACCGUGCAUAUCACAGAAAACAAUUUCGAUAUUGCACCAUUUCAGAUCAAACCGAGAGAUGUGAUCUAUUUCGACUUUCACUGUGUGGACGAAGAUCCGGAAAUAUGCUUUUUUACAUUCCCGAUCGAUCUGACUGAAAUGGAAGGUAAAGUUGUGAUGAAAAUCGCCGGUCGUGCUAAACAUGUAAUGUGCGGUCCGUUUUCAGUCAAUUUAAAUUUCUAUAUGUGA
Echinostoma caproni is the source of this 264-nucleotide messenger RNA. The record is from the annotation of a GenBank genome assembly. NCBI's taxonomy places the organism in Eukaryota, Metazoa, Platyhelminthes, Trematoda, Plagiorchiida, Echinostomatidae.